Molecule: messenger RNA, 351 nt
Organism: Eimeria acervulina
Lineage: Eukaryota; Apicomplexa; Conoidasida; Eucoccidiorida; Eimeriidae
Product: histone H2B, putative
Exons: 1
Coding region: 1-351 (116 amino acids)
Biological process (GO): nucleosome assembly
Cellular component (GO): nucleosome
Molecular function (GO): structural constituent of chromatin; protein heterodimerization activity; DNA binding
Source: RefSeq, a predicted model, not a curated record
AUGGUUUCAAAGAAGUCGGCAAAGUCGGCGAAGCCCGCAAGCGGCAAGGGCAAGGGAAAGGGAAAGAGAAAGAGAGCUGAGACCUACAGCUCUUACAUCUUCAAGGUGCUGAAGCAAGUGCAUCCUGAAACUGGCAUCAGCAAGAAGUCUAUGAUGAUUAUGACUUCCCUGAUCGGCGAUACCUUCGACAAGAUCGCCUCUGAGGCAGGAAAGCUGUGCAAGUACAACAAGAAAGACACUCUCUCUUCUCGUGAAGUUCAAACAGCCGUCAGGCUGGUGCUGCCCGGGGAGCUCGCUAAGCAUGCGGUUUCUGAAGGGACCAAGGCGGUGACAAAAUACACCGGAAAGUAA